AUGUCACUCCAUGCGGAACCGACCUCGAGUGCCGCUUCCAUGGUCACACCUUUCCUUCCUACUUUGAUCAGCCAACCUGGACCACCAAGAAUAUUGCCUACUGUGCUUCAGACAAGCCAAUAUCUUGCCUCUUUCUUUCCACAACGAGCCCGUGAUGUUCCAUGGCUAUAUCAUGAACCUAGGAAUGCUCGCUAUUCACCAGCUACUGCCCCAGUCGCUCGAGUAUUAUGCAGCAUCACGCCUACAGCUGGAGUCUACACUGCAAUGCACGCCGCUCGCACACCACCGCCUCUAGUCUUUCUUCAUCGGCCUUUCACUCUGGAUCGAAAACGCGUGCCUCGAGGCGCAAAUGUUUUAAGCUCUCAUGUCGGCUUUGAUGAAGUCCUAACGACUGGCUGGAAUGAGGCUUUAGCUCAACGACUUGACUUGUAUACAGGCGAGGAUGCUGUAUGUAUACAGGGCUAUAAAGGCGAUCCAGAUCGUCGCAUAGGCCUAGUUGCUGCAUUUCGUACGCCUGCGAAUCUAGGGGCAGUCUCUGAUCGCAUCAAGCGCGAAUUCGGCCAAUGGGAUGCUGUAUAUGGUGCCGAUAUUGAGAGCGAAACUGAUAUGGCACAGCCUGUCACAGUGGUUGCCAUUAUGAAUGCAUUCCACCCCGAGGAAGUACAAAGAGUUGCAGAAGCUGCAUUUUCCAAGGGCUGGAUUUCAGAUGUCAAUGAUGGAAACAGCAUAGUCUACCUCACUGGCCAAGCGAGAGAGCCUGGACUUCUCGCAGCACAGGAGAAGAAGAUGAAGGUUUUCUGCGUUGGGCAUCGCAGCUGCGAAGAGUGGGGUAUCAGGUUCAUUGCUUCUGAGCUCAGAAGGGAGUUUCCCUUGGUCGAUGUAUGCGAGGUGUAUGAGGACGAGGAACCACGAGAGCCGAGGAAACCAAAACCGGACCUCAAGAGGAAUGUGCCUUCCUCGUCAGCAAACUUGCCAGAGCAGAAGCGUAGACAGGAGAGCAAUAUUGUCACCAUAUAG
Messenger RNA from Aureobasidium melanogenum CBS 110374, 1017 nucleotides. RefSeq lists its product as uncharacterized. Lineage: Eukaryota; Fungi; Ascomycota; Dothideomycetes; Dothideales; Saccotheciaceae. The coding region runs from base 1 to 1017 and encodes 338 amino acids. The transcript has a single exon. The record is from RefSeq and is a predicted model, not a curated record.